UCCAGAUCUGAUUCCGACCUCACAGUACUCCGGCAAGUCCUAGAGGCUGAAGUUUGGCAAACCUACAAAGUUCCCCCAAGAUCAUAUCCAGGAUGACAACACCCUUUUUCUCCCAUGGACUCCUCCUGCUAGUAGGCUUGUGCUGUCUGCUUCUCAUAACCAAGACUAAACAUGAAAAACUCUAUGAAGACCCAAGCAUUGAUCCCUUCCAGUGCCGGAAGGUGGCUCUCACCAUCUGCAAUAUCUCCAUCUCCUUGUUCAAAAAGACGGCCCAACUGUCAGCAAAUGGAAAUAUUUUAUUCUCCCCUAUUAGAGUCAUUGCUGCCAUUUCAAUGCUGUCCCUGGGAGCCAAUGGCAAUUUAAGCAAACACAUCCUGGAGACCCUAAGGUUCAACAAAACAGGCUUGCCUGAAGCGGAGAUCCACAAGUGUUUCCAGUAUCUGCUCCAUUCUGUCCACCAGCCUGAAGAGCCAUCAUCACUAGAAAGUGGCAGCAGCGUGUUCAUCCACCAGGACCUGACAUCAGUAGACAAAUUCGUGAAAGGAGUCAAGGACCUAUACCAUUCUGACAUGAUCUCCAUAAACUUUACAGACAGCAGUCAAGCCAAGACAGAGAUCAACAAUUACGUGAUGGAAAAAAGCAAGAAGGGAAUAGAGAACAUUGUUAAGAAUCUGGAGAGUAACACGUUCCUGACUGUGGUGAACUACAUUAUCUGGAAUGGCAACUUCGCAACCUACUUCAUCAUACCUGAUCCAGGGAAGAUGCAGAAGGUCGAACAGAGUCUGACCUACCCACACUUCCGCCGGAUGAGACGACAACUAUUGAUAAGGAUGGUUGAUUUAGAGAUACCAGAACUAUCAUUGUCUGAGACCCACGACUUGGAGUCAGUGAUGAGUCUAUUAGGAAUCACCUACGUUUUCAACGGUGGCACCAACAGCUCUGACAUGAAUGACACACUUCAGAAGUCCUUCAAGGUGCUAAGUAAGGCCGUGUUGACCAUCGAUGCAAAGGGGGCAAAGCCUGGGACAAACCCAUGCUUUAAAAAGGACAGAUCGACUGAUAUGGGUCGGAUUCAGCUCAACAGACCUUUCCUGAUCUUCAUCCAGGAUCAAGCGAAUGAUGUCCCCCUCUUUAUAGGCAGAGUGGUAAAUCCCCAAAACUAACUGCUCUUGGGAAUCAGCCCCUCUCCUGAGAGCCAUGUCCCUUUCUGGGUAACAUUAAACAUGGGGUCGUUUCACCCAUGCCUGAGUGCAAGCAGCAAAUCCCUCUCCUUGUGGUGUCUGUGUCUUCCUCUGUCCCCUGAGGUAUGUGGAGUCUCCAGGUCACAUUGCAUCGCAGUGUCUCCUGCAUCUGUGUUAAGGAGAUCCCCAUGAUGUCCCAGUUCCAGCACUAAAGGGAGGGGACCGUGUCCCCUUCGGGUUGUACUGUGUCAUCUCACUGAGCCUGGCCUCUCUUAUCUUACCAGAAUUUUCCUGAGAAUGAAUGGCUGGAGGAAAUAGUUGGUAGAACUCUUUCUUCUCAGGACUGGAGCAGGACACCAGCCUCUGUCACUGUCAUUCCUUCCCUGCCAGAAGGGACUCACACGAAUCCUCCAAUGAACAGAGAGGUCUCUGGGUGAUUUCCCUCAGGCUUCUCCUACCAUCAGGCCAUCUGGGCACAAAGCCACUUACUCGCUGACCGUGAAGCCAUGCUGUAUGAAUGGCUCUGAAAAGUCAUAAGGAUAGAUACCUACAUGAGAAGGACACCUUUCCUUUCCCUAGAUCCCCCUGAGAUCUUCCUGAAGUCAAUAUGCACCUGCCCCUACCCCAUCUCCAGGCUCUCAACGUAGUAUUGCAGGGAUAAAUAUAAAUCUAGUGCCUCAUAGUAGAUCUCAGGAUUCAUCCUUGUCAACAGGGCCAGGCAGUCUACCCUAUCCUCCUCAACCUUUGUUAUGCCCAGGUCUUGGGAACCCCAUAAUAACUCUAGGAAUUUCUAGUCCAAUGUAAUAUAACAAAAGAGCUUUUAUUCGAGUCAGAUCAGAAGCAAAAACCUUUCCUACUGCGCAGGUUAGGAAUGUGAUGCUCGCUGCUCCAGUUCAGGGGCUUGGAGUAUGCAUAAGCAGGGAUCCUUGGGCUUUGGGAUUAUGUAACAGGGGAGGUGACAAGAAGAAGCCAUCCUUCAAACCUGAUAUCGUUUGUUCAAACAGUACAGAACUGUGAAGCUGGGAGGGGCCUCUUCUGACCUCUGACCUGGGAAGUAACUUCAUUGAGUUAUCAGGAACUAGUGUGGUUUUACAAACUUGCCAGAGCUGUCUGGGGACACUUAACUGCCCUUCUCUCGUGGCCCAAGAGUGGGGCACUUAUCUUUUCAAGGAUGUUUGAUCCUUGUUUCUCUCAAGGACAGGAGCCAUCUGCACUGUAGAGAUAUUAGUUAUCAAGGAGAAUGCCAGCCUCGGUGACACAGAGGCUGGGAUAUAUUGCCUUUUGUCUGUCCCCAAAGCCGGUAUCUGCUGCUCCCCCAGUGGGGAGGGAUGUUGGGGGUCCAUUGGGGGAAGGGAGCACCACCAUGAGAAGGGGAAUUGCAAUAUUCUGGCGCCAGGCUGGGCCCUCUCUGUUUGCCCUGUCUGAAAGGCUGUAGGCAUCUAUGCUGGGAGAAGGGGGAAGGGGAGAGGAGUGGUGGGAGAGGGCAGAGGCUGGUUUCCAGCAUCUCUUCACCUUCAGCCUGUUAACUGCCUGCAGCAGCCAGAAUCCCCUUCCCAGGAAAUGCACCCACUGCCCAGAACACUUCUGCACUGUGGGAGUGCUGCCUGCUUCAUCUGAAGAUUUCCCCCAUACCCCACCCCAAUCUUAACUCCCUGAAUAAAUUUGGACAGAAAGC
Messenger RNA from Mus pahari (shrew mouse), 2856 nucleotides. Its product is annotated as alpha-1-antitrypsin 1-6. Gene Ontology annotation, biological process: negative regulation of endopeptidase activity. The coding region runs from base 93 to 1163 and encodes 356 amino acids. Gene Ontology annotation, molecular function: serine-type endopeptidase inhibitor activity. NCBI's taxonomy places the organism in Eukaryota, Metazoa, Chordata, Mammalia, Rodentia, Muridae. The transcript is spliced from 5 exons. The record is from RefSeq and is a predicted model, not a curated record.